AUGGUGGAUGGGGAGAAAAAACCACCAAUGGGCUACAUUUAUGAAGCCAUGGAUAGGGCCAAAGAAAGUAUUGAAAAGGCAUUCAAUUAUGAUGACAGGAAAUAUAUGAAUGUUUUCAAAAUCAUUGAUGCAAGGUGGAUGGAUCAACUUCAUCAACCUUUACAUGCAGUUGGACAUAUUUUGAACCCGGGGCUCUAUUAUAAAAAUAAUGAGAUGAAGACUUUAACCGAAGAAGUGUGGUUGGGAUAUCAUGCAUGUGUUGAGAGGAUGAUCCUAGAUAAAACUUUGCAAUACAAAAUAGGGGAUGAGCUUGGUGUGUACAUGAAAGCUGACGGGCUACUUGGAAUUGAGUCGGCCAUUAGAGCUAGAACCUUAAGGUCACCAGUUGAAUGGUGGAUGCAAUAUGGUCAUAAUGUCCCAAACUUGCAACAAUUUGCUAUUAGAGUGCAAAGUUUAACUUGUAGCUCAUCCGGUUGCGAGAGAAAUUGGAGCGUGUAUGAACAUGUGAGAACCUAUAUUACGUUAUUACUAAAUUAA
Molecule: messenger RNA, 537 nt
Organism: Solanum dulcamara
Lineage: Eukaryota; Viridiplantae; Streptophyta; Magnoliopsida; Solanales; Solanaceae
Exons: 2
Coding region: 1-537 (178 amino acids)
Molecular function (GO): protein dimerization activity
Source: RefSeq, a predicted model, not a curated record